Molecule: messenger RNA, 1090 nt
Organism: Verticillium alfalfae VaMs.102
Lineage: Eukaryota; Fungi; Ascomycota; Sordariomycetes; Glomerellales; Plectosphaerellaceae
Product: metal homeostatis protein BSD2
Exons: 3
Coding region: 1-996 (331 amino acids)
Biological process (GO): ubiquitin-dependent protein catabolic process; positive regulation of protein ubiquitination; metal ion transport
Cellular component (GO): perinuclear region of cytoplasm; endoplasmic reticulum; Golgi apparatus
Source: RefSeq, a predicted model, not a curated record
AUGACCAGCCGAUACGAGCGGGUUCAUGCCCAAGACGAGGACGAUUCCCGCACACGAUCCAACAUAACUCCCAACUCACCACCGCCAUCCUUCCACUCACGCCAAUCCUCACGAGAACGUUCCCGCGUUGAUCCGACCCUUGCCGAUGCCUUUGAUACCGACGGCGACGACAGCGAUGACGAAGGCGACGACAGACAACGUCUAGUACGCGGCGGCAACUCGCGCGGUGCCUCCCGUCCCGAUACCCCGACCGAGAGUCCUACCGAUCAAUCGAUACCCCAGUUCCCUCCAUCCCAGCCAUCAGGUGCCUCGACUACACCUUACCGUGUGUACGGUGCCGGCACCGACAAUGGCGGUGUCUUCUCCAACCUCAUGGCGAAGCCGGAGCGAGCGACAGAGGAAAAGGAGGAAAUGCCACCGACAUAUGAACAAGCAGCACUCGACGCAGCACCACCCUACUGGGAGACGACGAUUCUCGCGCCUGGCCUCGGCGGCGCUGACGAAGUCUACAUCGACGGCAUGCCGGUCGGCUCCCUCUUCAGCUUCCUGUGGAACGCCAUGAUCUCCAUGUUCUUCCAGCUCGUUGGCUUCCUCCUUACAUAUCUCCUUCACUCGUCACACGCUUCGAAGAAUGGAUCUCUUGCCGGCCUCGGCAUCCAGAUGAUCCAGUAUGGCUUCUACCUCCGCGGCGGCCCGACUGAGGGCGAUAACGCGCCACCGAUGAAUGGAGAAGACGGAUACGCCAGUCCGCCUGACCCCAACUCGCACAACUUCAACCCGGAUGCCGUGGCAGGCGAGGCAGGCGGAAUCGGCGACAUGAGCGGAUCGGACUGGAUUUCGUAUAUCUUGAUGAUUGUUGGGUGGUUCAUCCUGAUCCGCUCCAUCUCCGAGUUCCUGCGCGCGCGGCGACACGAGCAGCUGGUGAUGCAGAGCCCGGACAGAGGCCUGCCUGUGCCGAUUAUUGCGACUGGCGAGUCCACGGAGCGGGUUGUAUGAGGGAUGGGUACAGGGCGUUUUCGGGUAGGGUUAUUAUACAUCGCAUUAUAAGAUAAUUCGCAAUCACAUGAAUGGGACACUGCACAUGUUGGCC